CACUCCUGCCCUGGACCCCAGACUCCCCCCAGAGCUACCCUAGAUCUGGAGGAGGAAGGGGUCCGCGCACCAGCGUGGUGGCCUCAGCUGCCAGGGCGGCCACCCCAGUGAGCACCAGCCCUCCCUGACCAUGGCGAGAGCCUGUCGUCCCUCGGGGCGCAGGAGACGUCUGUUAGGAGGGGAGUUUGAGCGGUGAGGGGUGCACACGUUGCCUUACGGGUCUAGUGAGAGAUGCAGAGACCGUUUUCUUCGCGGGUGAGAAUGGGAAAAGACUUCCCCGAGCCACUGGAAGAGGAAUUCCCGCCAUGUGGUAGCAGUGAAGAUGUGAUCGCUGCUGACACAGAAGUCACAGGUCCCAGAAAAGCCUCUGGCUAGCUCCCAAAUGGAUCCCCAAAAGCAGCCCAAAGUUGCCCGGCACAACAGAGAGAUCUCAGGUAAAGUGAAGACAGAGGAAAUGGGGACAGAAGGCCCAGAGCCGGCCCUGCGGAGCGGGAAGGGGCCAGCACCUCCCACCCAGGCCAGCGGAGCCCGGAAGAGGGCAGACGGCAGUCUUUCUUCAAAACGAGGCGACAUCAAGCACAAAAAACGGAAAACGAAGGCGGCCCCCGCGGCCCCGGCCCCGGCCCCAUCUAUCGAGGGCGCCAUCUGGUUUGAUGACGUGGACCCAGACGACAUCGAGGCGGCCAUAGGCCCAGAGGCUGCCGAGGCGGCCAGAAAGCAGCUGGGCCAGGGCCAGGGCCAGUGCGGCGUGACGCUGGUGAAGGAGCAGGCCUUCGGCGGCCUGACGAAAGCCCUAGCCCUGGACUGCGAGAUGGUGGGUGUGGGCCCCAAGGGGGAAGAGAGCGUGGCGGCCCGCGUGUCCCUCGUGAACCAGUUCGGGAAGUGCGUGUACGACAAGUACGUCCGGCCCGCCCAGCCGGUCACGGACUACAGGACGGCGGUCAGCGGGAUCCGGCCGGAGCACCUCGGGCAGGGGGAGCGGUUCGACGUGGUCCAGAAGGAGGUGGCCGGCUUGCUGAGGGGCCGCAUUCUCGUCGGCCAUGCGCUGCACAACGACUUGAAGGUGCUGCUCCUCGAUCACCCGAAAAAGAAGAUCCGGGACACUCAGAAAUACAAACCUUUUAAGAGCCAAGUGAAGAGCGGAAGGCCAUCCCUGAAGCUGCUGGCCAAGAAGAUCCUGGGGGUCCGUGUGCAGGAGGCGGAGCACUGCUCGGUCCAGGACGCCCAGGCAGCGAUGAGGCUGUACGUCGCCGUCAAGAGGGAGUGGGAGAACGCGGCCAAGGCAGGCGCCCCCCGGCCGCCGCCCCCCCGCGACCGCAGGGACGGCGCCUCGGGGGACCCGCCCUGCACCUCCGGGCCGUGUGCCCACGCGCAAACAGCCAUGAGCAGACGCGUCCCUCGGAGCGGAUCCUUUCCCCCGGAGACUGGAGGCCCCAGCCCUCAGCAAGGCCUUGGGUCAGUAGGCUGCCAGCUGCCCCGUUCUGGAAGAGACGCCUGCCGCUGCCCCGAGGACUCAGGCUUGGAGCCUGAGGAACCGCUCCGCAGGCGCUGGUGACCUCGGCCAGGCUCAGGCGCGGGGAGCCGGCCGCCCGCGGCCCUGAACGCCGGACAGAGGGCAGAGAUGGCUGAACAGCGAGCAGGCUUUACUUCA
This is a messenger RNA of Condylura cristata (star-nosed mole), 1651 nucleotides long. It is a transcript of the gene REXO4, whose product is annotated as REX4, RNA exonuclease 4 homolog (S. cerevisiae). The transcript has 9 exons. Gene Ontology annotation, molecular function: 3'-5' exonuclease activity; nucleic acid binding. Gene Ontology annotation, biological process: rRNA processing; DNA catabolic process. Bases 383 to 1555 code for a protein of 390 amino acids. The record is from RefSeq and is a predicted model, not a curated record. Gene Ontology annotation, cellular component: nucleus. Lineage: Eukaryota; Metazoa; Chordata; Mammalia; Eulipotyphla; Talpidae.